Boeremia exigua is the source of this 2258-nucleotide messenger RNA. Its product is annotated as cytosolic Fe-S cluster assembly factor NAR1. The transcript is spliced from 2 exons. Gene Ontology annotation, molecular function: 4 iron, 4 sulfur cluster binding. The coding region runs from base 205 to 2067 and encodes 620 amino acids. Lineage: Eukaryota; Fungi; Ascomycota; Dothideomycetes; Pleosporales; Didymellaceae. Gene Ontology annotation, cellular component: cytosolic [4Fe-4S] assembly targeting complex. The record is from RefSeq and is a predicted model, not a curated record. Gene Ontology annotation, biological process: iron-sulfur cluster assembly.
GUGACUGCGAAAUAGUUGGGCUUCUCCGCGCUUCGGCGUGGAUGACAUAUCAACGUUCAGAGUGCUAAUUUUCUUUUCCUGCCGUUCCAGCCUGUGUGUUUGGAUUAACACUGCUGUCUGGGUGUUCUGCUGCACAGCAUCUGCGAAGCCGCGCCGGUCGCAUCCUGGAACUCGUCGCCACCCCUCCCCCGCCUACCCGCGACCAUGAGCGCGAUUCUCUCCGCCGACGACCUCAAUGACUUCAUAUCGCCCGGUGUCGCGUGCAUAAAACCCAUCGAGACACUGCCGGUGAAAGAGGAAAAUAGCGCCAACCCGUACGAAGUCACCACCGAAGAGAAGGCCGCGGCCGCCGAACCACCGCCACCCGCACAGAUAUCGCUCACAGACUGCCUCGCGUGCUCAGGGUGCGUGACGAGUGCCGAGGCUGUGCUGGUGCAGCUGCAGUCGCACAACGAGGUUCUGUCUACCCUGGAUACGUACAAGUCGCUGGACACACCGUGGCUGGCGCAGAACGGGACGAACGGAAUAAAUGGAGUUGCAAAUGGACACACACAUACCAACGGCUGCAACGGGCACCAUGCUGAGGGGAGGUUGUUCGUUGCUAGUGUGUCGCCUCAGGCGCGCGCAAGUCUGGCGGCUGUCUUCAAUGUGAGCGAGGCUGAAGCUGGGAAUAUGAUUACACAACUCCUGAGCGGGCCUUCUGGGGUGAAGGCUGGGGGGAAUCAGGGCAGUGGAUUUACAUGGGUCAUUGACACAGACGUGGUGCGCGAAGCAUGUCUGGUCGCGGCCGCAGACGAAGUAGCAACGGCUCUCUCGCCAGAAACCUCAAAGACAAUCGCGAAGCCCGGGAGCGAAGGCGCCAUUGAUACCACGCCGAAAGGUCCGAUCCUCACAUCAGCAUGUCCUGGCUGGAUAUGCUACGCCGAGAAGACACAUCCAUACGUCCUCCCAUACCUCUCGCGCCUCAAGUCACCACAAGCCCUCACCGGCACCCUCAUCAAAUCCGUCCUCAGUCAGCGAUACAACAUUGCACCCUCGCAGAUAUGGCAUCUUGCCAUCAUGCCCUGCUUCGACAAGAAACUCGAGGCCAGCCGCAGCGAACUCACAUCCACCGCGUGGCUACCCAGCCACGACCCCUCAGAGCCCGUCCGCGACGUCGACUGCGUAAUCACCGCGCGCGAGCUCCUCUCUCUCGCCUCCGCCCGCAACAUCUCCUUCACCUCGCUCCCCCGCACACCCCUCGCCCACCGAACCCCCUUCCCCGACCCCACCCUCGACGCCUUCCUUUUCCCGCCAUCCCACCCGAAAACCCAGUCCCAAGACGCGGGCACCUCAGGCGGCUACCUCUAUCACAUCCUGCAAACCUACCAAACCGCCCACCCCGGCUCCACAAUCUCCGUCUCGCGCGGCCGCAACGCCGACGUCGUCGAAUACACGCUGACGCUGGGCGCCGACACGCUCCUGCGCACCGCCCGCUUCUACGGCUUCCGCAACAUCCAGAACCUGGUGCGGCGCCUCAAGCCCGCAAAGGCGAGCCGCCUCCCCGGCGGCAAGACGGGCGCCGUGCGCCGCCCGCCCGGCAAGGCCGCCCCGGAGACCAAGGACUAUGCCUACGUCGAGGUCAUGGCGUGUCCCGGCGGCUGCACCAACGGCGGCGGCCAGGUCAAGCUCACGGAGGUCGCGGAGCUGCGGGCGCGCGAGACGCAGGAGCCUGCGCUGCUCGCGGACAGCGAGCCCGUCAAGCCCGGGCCCGCGGAGCAGAAGGAGUGGCUGGCUCGGGUCGACGAGGCGUAUUUCUCCGCGUCGGACUCGGAGUCGGAUGAGGAGCGCGUGCAUGCAGACGCCGCCGCUGCGGUGGACGCGCCCGAUGCGCUGAUCGACAUCGUGAAUGGCGUGGACCGGCGCCGCGUCAGGGACGUGGUUGCGCACUGGGCGCGCAUCACGGGCGUUGACGCCGGGAGGCUGCUGUACACGAGCUACCGGAAGGUGGAGAGCGACGUGGGCAAGAAGGUGAGCGACAUGGAGAGGGUUGCCGGGCUGGCGGUGACUGUAGGCGGGGGGUGGUAGGCGUCGACUCGACGCGACUCCUCGAAGAUGAGGGAUGAUGAGACGACGACACGAGAAGAUCUGAAAGAAUACCGCUUUGCAAGAUGCCAUAUAGAACACACCCCAUAGACCCGCCCAUCCCGACACAUAGACUUAGUCCGCAAUACCACGCCCGCGGUCCACGCACCAGCGCCUUGUCUCUAUAUCUCCAA